Patiria miniata (bat star) is the source of this 1965-nucleotide messenger RNA. RefSeq lists its product as uncharacterized. Lineage: Eukaryota; Metazoa; Echinodermata; Asteroidea; Valvatida; Asterinidae. The coding region runs from base 43 to 1965 and encodes 640 amino acids. The record is from RefSeq and is a predicted model, not a curated record. The transcript has 5 exons.
AAGAGGUACGCAACCAAACACGGUCCUGGACAUGUCUUGCAAAUGUCACUGACAGCCGCCCACCGAAUGUUUCAAAAAGAGUAUCCCGACUCGAGAGUGAGCUACUCCAAGUUCACCUUCUUACGACCCAAGAAUGUUCGUCUGCUGUCAAAGGUUCACCACGAAGUGUGUACUUGCGUUUAUUGCAUGAACAUUAAGUACAAGCUGAUGGUUGUUAACAGAGUCAUCAACACAACAAAGUCAACAAGUGGAGUCGUGAAGAUAGCUGAUGAGUACGAGUUUGUCAACAAGUUGUUGUGUCCGGUUUCAGAUUCUCAGAGAUUUCAAAAUGAGGAGUGCGUGUUUGGUACUUGUGACAAAUGUGGCAAUUUGGGUGACACCAUACGAAAGAUGUACGAGCCUGUCAUCAAAGAAGCAAGGGGAACGUGGAAUUGGCUCCAUUGGGAAAGAGUGGAGGUCAUAGAAGGAAAACCACGCCGUGUGCUUAAAACCAAGCAAGGGUCGAUGGGCGACGUUCUUGAGGAACUAAUAAACGAUGCUGAGAGGCCUGUUCAAGGUGUUUCGUUUGUAAAGCACAUUGUCACGGCAAGAUGGCAGCACCGGCAGUACUCGAACUUGAAAGAACACCUCCCUGAAAAUUGGGCGAUGAUGGUUAUGGACUUUGGGCAAAACAGGAAGGUAUUCUACCAGGAUGAGAUCAAGGCUGCAUACUACGGACAGAUGCAGAUAACGAUGCACCCAGUCGUUAUGUAUUAUCGACAAAAUGGCACUCUCGUUCGGGACUCUAUGAUCUUUCUCUCAGACGAUAUCCGCCAUGAUUACCACGCAGUUGAACACUACCUGAACAUGGCCUCGCAACACCUCGCAAGCAACAUGCAACAAGUAGACAAAGAAGUGCUCUGGAGUGACGGGUGCCAAAGUCAAUAUAAAGGGAAAGGUACUUUUGCCGAUCUAAGCUUGUCGUCAGAUGCCAGAGAACGCAACUACUUUGGAUCCGAACAUGGAAAGGGAGAGGGCGAUGGAGAAAUUGGGGUGGUAAAUCGAGCAGUUGAUCAAGCUAUUUUGGGGCGCAAAGUUGUGAUUAAUUCAGCUAAGGAUAUGUGGGGGUGGUGUUGUGCAAAUUUGGCCAGUGAUUCGAUGUAUUCAAAACGGUCCUUUGUGUACGUGGCAAAGGAUGAAAUUAGCAGAGAGAGACCCGAAACCGAUGUCACCACACUCAAGGGAUCUCGUGGAUACCAUCAGAUUCAGGUUGCUGCCCCCUAUAAGCUCAAGGUGCGCCGAUUGUCCUGCUUUUGCUUCCCGUGCCUUCUCAACAACAACGAAAUGUGUACGAACGCGACUUACACUGGAGGCAAGUUCGAGAUAAAGCAGUUGAGCCUAAAAGCAAUCAGAAAUGUACACGCGAGGAACAGAAAAGGAGUGUCGAAAGCAGCGACUGAACUAAAUGACGCGUCCGUAGGAUCAGAGCCGGAGAGUGUAAAUGAACCGCAAUCGGCUCCAAUUCGUCAGUCUUCUCGGAGUGCCUCUCCUGUACCCCCGCCUUCGGAUCCAGCCUCCAUUCGACCGAAUGCCAUAGAAUGUGGUCACUUUGUUGCUGUUAAAUUACACGGGAAGCGAGGUACAUCUGACUGGUACUUAGCGAAGGUGAUGGAUGUCACAGAGACGGCAAUGUGUCUAUCGUAUCUCUCAAAGUCAGGCUCCUACUACGUAUGGCCCGACAAUGAAGAUACGUCAUGGCAGAACCGCUGUGAUUAUCUUUGUCAUGUUGACCCACAAUGGACGGUUAUAGGAAGCAGAAUCAAGAUGACCCUUACAUCAGAGGAUCGCAAUCGUUGUAUUAAUACGUUUAAUGUUUCAAAUCAACUCCUCGUGAAGAUGCCGUACAAUGCGACCCACCACUGCUGCCAGUUCGCCAACCUGCAGAAUUCUUGUGAUGACCUGACCCGCUUCCCACUGCAAACAUGA